Thunnus maccoyii (southern bluefin tuna) is the source of this 1812-nucleotide messenger RNA. Its product is annotated as PR domain zinc finger protein 12-like. The transcript has 5 exons. The coding region runs from base 83 to 1216 and encodes 377 amino acids. Lineage: Eukaryota; Metazoa; Chordata; Actinopteri; Scombriformes; Scombridae. Gene Ontology annotation, molecular function: histone methyltransferase binding. Gene Ontology annotation, biological process: neurogenesis. The record is from RefSeq and is a predicted model, not a curated record. Gene Ontology annotation, cellular component: nucleus.
GAUAUCAUUUUCAGGGAUUUUCCCCUCUUCUCUUCUUCUUUCUUUCUUCCUUUUUUCCCCCCUUUUUUUCUCGUAUUGCAACAUGGGUUCCGUGCUGCCCGCCGACGCUUUGGCUCUCAAGUCUGGAUUUAAGUGUCCGAGCCGCUCGCUGUCAGACGUGAUCACCUCGGACAUCCUGCACAGCUUCCUGUACGGCAGGUGGAGGAACGUGCUGGGCGAACACCUGGCGGAGGAGCGGCAGAGCGGCUGCAGCCCCAAGACCGCCUUCACCGCCGAGGUGCUGGCUCAGUCCUUCACUGGAGAGGUGCAGAAGUUGUCCAGCCUGGUGCUGCCCAGUGAAGUGAUCAUCGCUCAAAGCUCGAUUCCUGGAGAAGGUUUAGGUAUCUUCUCAAAGACCUGGAUCAAAGCGGGGACCGAGAUGGGCCCUUUCACAGGGAGAGUCCUGUCCCCGGAACACGUCGACCUGCUCAAGAAUAACAACCUCAUGUGGGAGGUGUUCAAUGAAGACGGCACAGUGCGCUACUUCAUCGAUGCCAGCCAGGAGGACCAGCGCAGCUGGAUGACCUACAUAAAGUGCGCCCGCAACGAGCAGGAGCAAAACCUGGAAGUGGUGCAGAUCGGCAGCAGCAUCUUCUACAAGGCUGUGGAGACUAUCCCACCAGACCAGGAGCUUCUUGUCUGGUACGGAAACACCCACAACACAUUCCUGGGGAUCCCUGGAGUUCCAGGAACAGAUGAAGAACACCUGAAGAAAAACAGGAAUGAUGAAUCCCACCCCUGUGACGGCUCUUCCUUGUGCUCCCCUUCCUCCUCCUCCUCCACCUCCACCACCACUACCAGCUCCGGCCGCAUGCGCUGCGUCAUCUGCCACCGAGGCUUCAACUCCCGCAGCAACCUCCGCUCCCACAUGCGCAUCCACACUCUGGACAAGCCCUUCGUCUGCCGCUUCUGCAACCGCCGCUUCAGCCAGUCAUCCACGCUCCGGAACCACGUCCGGCUGCACACCGGCGAGCGACCCUACAAGUGUCAAGUCUGCCAGAGCGCCUACUCCCAGCUGGCGGGCCUCAGGGCGCACCAGAAGAGCGCACGGCACAAACCUGCGGUGACCGUGACCGACGUGACCUCCCAAGUGUCCCCUCCUCCCCCACAGAUGACGGCUAUGCCCCACCAGCACCAGAUGCCCCUGGUGCACCACAUCCCCACUAUGGUGCUAUGAUGACAGAAACACGGGAGGGACAGUCGAGCAAAACAACGUUGCACUUUAGAUUAGAGCUGUAGUGGAGAAGUAAAGAGCUCCUUUAUAAAACAGGCCCUCAUUACAGGAAAUCAACAAGGGGAUGUGAUAGUAAAAGCAUCUGGCAAAGACAUUUCAACAUGUUGCCUUAUUUUGCUUGUUUCUUUGGCCAUCAUGUGAUCAGAAAUCCAGCAGGAGGAUGUUUUAAUGACAUGUCUGUAUUCUGGAGAGCUGAAAUAUACUAAAAGAGAUCAAGAUUUUUACAAUUUUAAAGCCUCUCUGUGUAAUCUUUAGAUCUUAACUGUCACAUGUCACCACAAAUGUGAGACAAAAGAAAUAUUUUCUAUACAUUUUGUGUUUUUUUUUUUUUUUUUUUUGCAUCACAUCUCACCAGCUCAGGUGAAAAGAAACAACAGUAAAGGGGAUGUGGACACAUUGUUUCCGCUGUAUCGUUUCCACACUGUAAAACGAAAAAUGUCACUUUAACCUUGUACAGACUGUAUACUUCGAAGAAUUGUGUAAUUCUAAAAAAAAAAAAAAAAGUAUUGUAUGCUACUGUAUAUGUGAAUGUAAAUAUG